AAUUAAACACACCCGAGACAACAAUUUGACCGGCCAUCGUGGGCUCUCGCUGGACGCUACUCCAGUCAACAGUGGUCAGUCGGUGUUUGUGUCACUGCUGCACAGUGAACAGUUGGGCCCUCCACACACGCCGCAGUGACGACAACACGAGCCAUGCACACGCGUCAACCCCACAUUGGCCCCCACUCGGAUGACCAGUGAGCAACCCAGUGUGCUGCCAGGUGGGGCCCACUCACAGUCACAGCCGCUCAGCUCAGCUACUGAAUAAAACCAACUCGCCAAGCAAAGCGAGGAGGCGACCCACUGGCCACUACUACUACUACUACUACUAUUUCCUCCUCUCUCUGUGUGUUUGUGUCACACUCACGCUGAGCUUGCGAGCUUGCUUGCUCAAAAGAGGUAAAGAAACCGACCGCGAGGAGGUCUCGUCGGCCGGCGUGCGGCGGCGGCGGCGGCGGCGAGGGUGAUAUGGCGAUGGAGGACGACGAGGACAUGUGGGCGAACACGAGCAGCCCCAGCGCGUCGCCGCCGCGGCCGAGGGGGUUCAUCUCCACCGCGCUGAGCCUCAACUCGACGCACCUCCAAGGCCUCCUCCCGUCGUCCUUCGUCGACGCCGCCGCCUCGCCGUGCCACGCCAGCGGCAACAACAACGGCGGCGGCGACGGCCGCAAUGCCGCGCCGAUGUCGUCCAUCUUCUUCGCCUCCGCGUCGUACCACCAGCAGCAGCACCACCUCCCUGCCCCCGCGCCGCUCGACGGCGCCAUCCUCCCCGCGCGCCGGUUCGGGCUCGACAUGUGCGCCGCCGCCGCCGCCGCCCCCGCCGGUGUCCCCGCCGCCGGGGACCGCCGCAAGAGGCGGAUGAUCAAGAACCGCGAGUCCGCGGCGAGGUCCCGCGCGCGCAAGCAGGCCCGCGUCAACAACCUGGAGACCGAGGUGGAGCAGCUCAAGCAGGAGAACAAGAUGCUCCGCGUCAAGUACGAGCAGCUGAGGAAGACGGUGGAGGUGCCGGUGCCGGUGAGGAGGACUCUGCAGAGGGUGCUCUCCGCGCCAUUCUGAUUCUUCCUCCUCAUCGAUCUCCUGCUGCUGCUGCUGCUGCUUUGUGAUGAUCUUGGAUUUGUUUUUGGAGAUGGUGGUGGAUUAGUAGCUUGUGUUGCUGUGAUGAUGCUUAAUUAGCAGCAAAGCUAGCUAAUCCAGGCAUGUACAUUCAGGUGGACGACCUUAGCUACUAUGGUUACUACUACUACUUAGACAAGUGGCAGUAUUAAGCUUUGAUUUGCUCGCAAACACUUGCCUUAAUUAAUCUGUACAGUGUUGGCAGCUGCUAGCUUAGCAAUUAGCAAAAUGCAUUAUUAUAAUUAGUCCCCUAGGAGGAAGCUUAGCUGUGGCAGUGCUAAUUGCCUUGCUAUGUGUUUUGGUGUUUGCUGUUUUCUGUUCUACAUGAUGGUGGUAGUAAUGGCCUACAGCUUGUCGCAUGGUAUUAGGCAGAAAGAUGAGCUGCUUGUACAAAUUUGGCAACUAUUGCUUCCUGGAACAAUGACAUUUUGGGCCUCAGGAGAGGAGGAAAGAGUCCUCUCUUCUAUAAA
Messenger RNA from Oryza sativa Japonica Group (Japanese rice), 1583 nucleotides. RefSeq names its product G-box-binding factor 1. The record is from RefSeq and is a predicted model, not a curated record. Lineage: Eukaryota; Viridiplantae; Streptophyta; Magnoliopsida; Poales; Poaceae. Gene Ontology annotation, cellular component: nucleus. Gene Ontology annotation, molecular function: DNA-binding transcription factor activity. Gene Ontology annotation, biological process: positive regulation of DNA-templated transcription.